Messenger RNA from Acanthopagrus latus (yellowfin seabream), 1599 nucleotides. RefSeq names its product ntl-dependent gene 5 (gene ntd5). The transcript is spliced from 8 exons. The coding region runs from base 59 to 1126 and encodes 355 amino acids. Gene Ontology annotation, molecular function: peptidase inhibitor activity. Gene Ontology annotation, cellular component: extracellular region. Lineage: Eukaryota; Metazoa; Chordata; Actinopteri; Spariformes; Sparidae. The record is from RefSeq and is a predicted model, not a curated record.
CUUAAAUUGCCGUGUCUGUGCGUCCCUCCCUCAUAUCGUCUGAGGCCUGGCUUCAAGGAUGGACUGUGCACUGCUGCUGCUGUCCCUGUGGGCUCUGACUGGAACCGUGUCCCUGCAGGCUCCAGGGUCGUGUCCAGAGAGACUCCUGGGAGAGGAGAGGAGGAGGACGUGCCCUCGGCCCUGCAAAGCUGACAGAGACUGUGGCAACAAACGGCAGUGUCUGUGUGACGGCCAGUGUGGUCUCAGCUGUGUGGCUCCAGGUCGAACUUGUCCCUGGCCUUUACCCCCCAGUGAAAACUCAGUGGUUCGCCUCCUCUCUCCCACUCAGUCCUUUUCUGCCCUGCUUGAAGUGCGCUGCAAGCCCGGAUUCACGUUGCCCAGCGGCUUGGAUGUCACUAUUCGCCGUUGUCAAGGUGACCGACAGUGGAGCGGGGAUGAGCCCAUCUGCACAGGACCUUCAGAGGAUGAGUCACCAGAACCUGCCGCUGCCCGAACCUGCCCUCUGCCUGAGGAAGUCACCGACACCUUCAGCAUCCAGGGUGACGCCACAGUCGGAACAUCCAUCCGCUACAGCUGCCUGUCUGGGGCGGAUAUCGUGGGGAGCAGUGAAAAUUUCUGCCAGGAUAAUCAGACCUGGCAGUAUCCUCACCCCAUCUGUAAAAAAGUGUACUGCCAGCCUCCUCCAGACGUGGAGCAGGGCUACGUGGUGGCCGUCCAGAAGACGGAAUAUGAAGUCGGCUUUGACAUCCACUACCUCUGUAAAAAGAACUUCCUGUUGGACGGACCGCAGAAGGUCACCUGCCUGUCGAAUGGCAGCUGGAGUGCAUCGCCUCCAUACUGCAGAGCUCGCUGUCUCAUCCCCGCUGCGCGAAGCCGUGUGGUGAUUGGUGGAGUGAAGCGCUGGCCAUUUGACGUGACAGACGGCGUGGUUCCUCACGGGGAAGAUGUGAUAUUCUUCUGCAAGCACCCUCGCAAGCAGUGCAGCCUCACCGCGAACCAGACCUGCUUUGACGGAGAGCUGCAGCCACCAAGCUGCUACCUCGAGCCCACGUGGUUGCAGUUUAAACUCUUCCCUCACCGGCUGGUCUCAGAGAUUGAAGCGUGUGAGCCUGGUGAUGUGGAGUGAUGACCCGGAUGCGUGACCUCGACCUGUCCGACACUCAUUAAACCGUUCCUGACUCACACCAGCAGCAUCCAUCGCCUGCAGCGGUUGUCCUUUCUCCACUCUGCAGCUUUCUGCUUCCACUAUCUAUGCAACGAUUGCGACGCUGACACAUUGUUGUGGAUCAGCGGGCUAAGCUGUCUAUCCUGUGCUCGUGGCCCCCGCUCUCACCCUCUCCGAACUGCGGGGCAUAAUUAUAAUCUGCAAAAUCCUCUCAAGUAUUACUCCAACGCUCCUCCUGCUCGAGCGCACUGUAGAUGUAUAUUUGAUGCAUAAACACAUGCUACGUGAUGAUACCUCCCUGUAAAUGACUCUGUGAUGUCUCACUGUGUGAUCUCUGUUUGAGCGUGACGCACCAAGUUCUCGAGGCUUGUAAGUGUUCAUUUGGAAUAAAGUAAAGUACAAAAAAACACACACAAAAAAAAACAACAAAAAAA